AUGUAUGUAGUUAUCGAUAUAUAUUGGUAUAAUGUAUUACCUAAUAUCUCAGCAAUUGGUGCAGCACAAUAUAUGUUAUUUAAUACAAAACAAAGUUCGGAAAUCGCAUAUCAACGAUUAGAUGGAAAAGAAAUCCAACAGUUAAUCGAACAAAGAAAUUUACCAGAAGAAUUCUUUCAACCGAUUAAAAUGUUGGAAGAAAGGAGUACAAAACUUAUUGCAGCUAAGAACAAUAAGAAACUGGAUAAUGUUGUCAUAGCUAAAGCACUUGUUAUCGGUGAUAACGAUAAACUUACUGUUUUGAAAAUUGAAUUACCUGAAAGUAAUAAAAACUUGAAUCAAUGUCAAAAAACAAAAGAAAAAAUGAAUGAUUCAGAUAGAUAUUGUUUGAAUAUUAGCCUUAUUGUUCUGUUGAAGAUACUCCACCAAUAUUUUUAUAGAAAUAUUGAAAAAUGAACUAAUUAUAAUAAAAGAACGUGUCAUAAUCAUUCAGAUAUAGUCCUAUGAAGAUAAACCAUGAAAUAUCAGGGUUUUAC
This is a messenger RNA of Rotaria sp. Silwood1, 536 nucleotides long. NCBI's taxonomy places the organism in Eukaryota, Metazoa, Rotifera, Eurotatoria, Philodinida, Philodinidae. The record is from the annotation of a GenBank genome assembly.